AUGUCUGCUCCCAAAGGUCCGUCGCUCUUUCAGUGUAUUAUUGGACUGAAGGACAUUUUUCAAGCUCACGCCGGCGCAGACAAGAAGCUCAACAAAACCGAGCUGAAGGAGAUGCUCAAAGGGGAGCUGUCUCAGACAGGAGACGACGCGAUGGUGAGUCAGAUGAUGCAGACGCUGGACGUGGACAGAGACGGUCUGCUCGACUUCAGCGAAUUCCUGCUGUUUGUGGUGGGGAUGGCCUGCGCCUUCAACGGCCAGACUUUCCAGAGAUAA
Knipowitschia caucasica is the source of this 273-nucleotide messenger RNA. NCBI's taxonomy places the organism in Eukaryota, Metazoa, Chordata, Actinopteri, Gobiiformes, Gobiidae. The record is from the annotation of a GenBank genome assembly.